AUGCACGUCUCCACGACGUUCAAGUACAACAGCAACCCGGACGAGCUGCGGCCAGGGGACAAUGUGGAUGCCAUCCUCACCUCGGUCCUCGGCGGGCCCUCGCUGACCUACUCCUCGGGCCUGUCGGCCUUCCACGCCAUGCUCGUCCACCUGAACCCGAAGCGCGUCGCCAUCGGCGAGGGUUACCACGGCUGCCACGGCGUCAUCAAGAUCCUGACCAAGCUCAACGGGCUGAAGCAGCUCGAGCUCGACGAGGCGUCGCUGGAGCAGCUCGAGGCCGGCGACGUGCUGCAUGUCGAGACGCCGCUGAACCCGACAGGCGAGGCGCGGAACCUGGCCUACUUCAAAGAGGUCGCAGAGCGCAAGGGGGCAUACCUCACGGUGGACGCGACGUUUGCGCCGCCGCCGCUGCAGGACCCGUUCCAGCUCGGCGCCGACGUGGUGAUGCACUCCGGGACCAAGUACUUUGGCGGCCACUCGGACAUGCUGUGCGGCGUGCUGGCCGUCCACCCGAAGCACGCGGACAAGUGGGUGCCGAGCCUGUUCCAGGAGCGGUGCUUCAUCGGCGGCGUGAUGGGGAGCAUGGAGGGCUGGCUGGGCGUGCGGUCGAUGCGGACGCUGGAGCUGCGCGUGGAGAGGCAGUCCCGCUCGGCGACGGCGCUCGCCCGCUGGCUCGACGAGGAGAUCCGGCGCGACCCCGCGGGCGCCGUGGGCAGCGUCGUCGACAAGGUCGUGCACGCGAGCCUGCAGAAGGAGGACCUGGCAGACGGCAAGGGGUGGCUGGCGAAGCAGAUGCCGGGCGGGUUCGGCCCCGUGUUUGCGAUCCUCUUAAAGGACGCCGAGGACGCCAAGAGGCUGCCGAGCAAGAUGGCUCUUUUCCACCACGCGACCUCGCUAGGCGGCGUCGAAAGUCUGAUUGAGUGGCGUGCGAUGAGCGACAGCAGCUGCGAUAAGAGGCUGCUGAGGGUCAGCGUCGGCGUUGAGGGGUGGGAGGACCUGAGGGACGAUCUUGUGCAGGGUUUCAAGGAGUUGGCGGAGGAGAAGAAGAAGAGGGUCUGA
Messenger RNA from Colletotrichum spaethianum, 1059 nucleotides. Its product is annotated as putative transaldolase. Gene Ontology annotation, cellular component: cytoplasm. Gene Ontology annotation, biological process: transsulfuration. The record is from RefSeq and is a predicted model, not a curated record. The transcript has 2 exons. Gene Ontology annotation, molecular function: pyridoxal phosphate binding; carbon-sulfur lyase activity. Bases 1 to 1059 code for a protein of 352 amino acids. NCBI's taxonomy places the organism in Eukaryota, Fungi, Ascomycota, Sordariomycetes, Glomerellales, Glomerellaceae.